This is a messenger RNA of Melitaea cinxia (Glanville fritillary), 771 nucleotides long. RefSeq lists its product as uncharacterized. The transcript is spliced from 2 exons. The record is from RefSeq and is a predicted model, not a curated record. Bases 1 to 771 code for a protein of 256 amino acids. Lineage: Eukaryota; Metazoa; Arthropoda; Insecta; Lepidoptera; Nymphalidae.
AUGGCUACUGCUAGUGAAUUAGAACCACCUUCAUAUAAAGAGACCAUGUCUAAUCCUGAUGCCACCGAGUGGUAUAAGGCUAUGGAAGAUGAGUAUAACUCUUUAAUGUCAAAUAAAGUGUGGAAGUUGGUUGACAGGCCAAAGGAUUCCAAUAUUCUCAAACAAUUUUUGACAGAAACUUUACCUGAUGUAAAGGCAUCGCUGCCUUUCCUAGAUGUACGAGUGAAAGUGAAACCUAAUGGGUCCUUGUCUCGCUGUGUAUACCGCAAACUGACACACGCCGAUAGGUACCUGCACGCGUCGUCACACCACCAUCCUCGUCACUUACAGUCCGUUGUAACCUCAUUAAAGAACAGAGCUCAGGAUCUCUGUGACCCUGAACAUUUCGAGCAGGAGCUGGACCAUGUUCAGGAGGUACUUGCGAACAACGGAAAUCAAGUGAAUAAACAAACCAGGCAACCGACAAAAAGACGCAAACAUCCGGAAGUUAAACGACAACCGGCCUACAUGCCCUAUGCGAGAGGAGUGACAGAUAAGAUCGGCGGUCUAUUGAAGAAAUAUUCAAUAUCCACUGUCCUUACGCCGGGGGCAAAGGUUACCAAUAUAGUGGGCACACCGAAGGAUGUUUUGCCGUUACAAACACCAGGUGUCUAUAAGAUAAACUGCAGCUGCGGCAGUUCUUACAUAGGCCAGACUAAGCGGAAGAUAGCUGAAAGGGUCAAAGAAUAUAUCGCCGCUGUAAAAACCGACAAACAAAUAAAUCAGCCAUAG